Molecule: messenger RNA, 1069 nt
Organism: Cavia porcellus (domestic guinea pig)
Lineage: Eukaryota; Metazoa; Chordata; Mammalia; Rodentia; Caviidae
Gene: Mrpl2
Product: mitochondrial ribosomal protein L2
Exons: 7
Coding region: 113-1030 (305 amino acids)
Biological process (GO): mitochondrial translation
Cellular component (GO): ribosome; mitochondrial large ribosomal subunit
Molecular function (GO): structural constituent of ribosome; RNA binding
Source: RefSeq, a predicted model, not a curated record
UUACGUGUUUGGAAAGAGACAACACCGGGCUGGUGACGUCAUACAGGGGCGCCCGGCAGCCUGGCUAAUCCUGGAAGUAGCGCGCUAAACCCUGAGGAACCUUUCUGCUCUCAUGGCCUUGUGGUCUCUGACCCGCGCUCUGGGCUCUCUGAGCCUGGCGCCCCCAGCUGUCACUGGACCCGUCCCUCGUCUACUCCCUGCCGCUCAGGUGAUGAGCAAUGCCCUCCAACUGCCCUCUACCUUGAUGUUGUACUCCUGCCGUUCACUCCUUACUUCUGUGGCCCUUAAUGCCAAUUUUGUGUCCUGGAAAAGUCGUACCAAGUACACCAUUUCACCAGUGAAAAUGAGGAAGUCAGGGGGUCGAGACCACACAGGCCGCAUCAGUGUCCAUGGUAUUGGUGGAGGCCACAAACAACGUUAUCGCAUGAUUGACUUUCUGCGUUUCCGGCCAGAGCAGAGUGCCAAGCCAGCAUCCUUUGAAGAGAAGGUUAUCAGAGUCCGCUAUGACCCCUGUAGGUCAGCAAACAUAGCUCUGGUUGCUGGGGGUAGCCGGAAACGCUGGAUCAUUGCCACAGAAAACAUGCAGGCCGGCGAUGUGAUCCUAAACUCUAACCAUAUAGGCCGCAUUGCAGUUGCUGCGCAGGAAGGGGACGCACAUCCUCUUGGGGCCCUGCCUGUGGGGACCCUUAUCAACAAUGUGGAAAGUGAACCAGGCCGAGGGGCCCAGUAUAUCCGAGCUGCAGGGACGUGUGGUGUGCUGCUGAGGAAGGUGAACGGGACAGUCAUUAUCCAGCUGCCCUCGAAGAGGCAGAUGCAGGUUCUAGAGACGUGCACAGCUACAGUGGGCCGAGUGUCCAACGUGGAUCAUAACAAACGGGUCAUUGGCAAAGCCGGCCGGAACCGCUGGCUGGGCAAGAGGCCUAACAGCGGGCUGUGGCAUCGCAAGGGGGGCUGGGCUGGUCGCAAGAUUCGGCCACUGCCCCCUAUGAAGAGUUAUGUGAAGCUGCCUUCUGCUGCUGCCCAAAGCUGAUAUCCCUGAACUAUAAUAAAAUGCCCUAUUUUUAUGUCA